AUGGAGAGGUACGAGAAGGCCAAGAAGGAGGCGAACUUAGCACUUAUAGUGGCUAAGACUGCGAUAUUUGGGCGUUUGUAUGAAGAGCCUAAGGACAAAGGUGGGGACAAAAAGCUGUACAGGUUAGUUAAGACGACAGAAAGGAAGGCACGUGACCUAGACAAAGAGAAGUGCGUCAAAGAUGAGGAAGGCAGAAUUCAUGCAAGGGUGUUCGUCUACGGAAGCCAUUCACCUUGUAAGGAGGGUGGUAGAGUAGUAUAUGAGAGGAAGAGAGACCUGCAUACUGUGUUCAUUGAUCUAGAGAAAGCAUAUGGCAAAGUCCCAAGGGAGGAUCUUUGGAGAUGCUUAGAUGCUAGAAGUGUUCUUGUUGCUUAUACUACGGUGAUUAAGGAGAUGUUGAGUAGGAACAAGAUAGAAUACUUGGAGUGCAACUUCAGUGACAGGACCGAUGAAGAAGACGUGAAUGUGAUGCUUCAUACACAAGUCAUCCUCGAGAGAUAUAGUUUCAAGAACCCUGGGUCUAUUAUACAAGGAAAUGGGGAGAUUGAUGGGGAUGUUUCACAUCGUAUUGGAGCAGGGUGGGUGAAAUGGAGACAUACAUAUAGUGUAUUAUGUGAUAAGAACGUGCACCUAAACUUAAAGAACAUGGCGCCUAGGAAGAAGGCAAAGAGUAGCCAAAGGGAAAAUACUACCCCAAGAGUGGUAGUUAAUGCAGUUCCUGAUGCUACGAGUGUGCACAUGAAGAGUGAAAGUGCUCCCUCAACAAGUGCACCUCCUACUUAUAGUACCCCUUUUGAGAUUCCGGCUUAG
Molecule: messenger RNA, 810 nt
Organism: Nicotiana tabacum (common tobacco)
Lineage: Eukaryota; Viridiplantae; Streptophyta; Magnoliopsida; Solanales; Solanaceae
Source: RefSeq, a predicted model, not a curated record